This is a messenger RNA of Podarcis lilfordi (Lilford's wall lizard), 3134 nucleotides long. The record is from the annotation of a GenBank genome assembly. Lineage: Eukaryota; Metazoa; Chordata; Lepidosauria; Squamata; Lacertidae.
AUGCUCAGAGGCCCCCUCGCCUUUCUCGGCUUCGGCUCCGCCCAGGAGGGGGAGGAGAAAGGCGAUCUGAAGAAGAGGAGAAGGAGGCGGCGCCGGAGAAAGAGCGAGGGAGGCGGGUUUCCGCUGCGUAAAGAGAAGCGCGGCCGGCGCGGCGGAGGGUGCGCAUCGGAGUCGGAGCGGACUCGGUCUCGUUUCCCUUCCCGGCUUCCCUCGCCUUCCCAGCCCGGGCUGCGCAGGAGAAGCCUCGGUCUGCGGCCCCGAUCGCGGGGACGAGGCCGCGCGGCGCUCCCGGAGCCGAAGAGUCCGGCGCGAGUCCACCGGCUGAGUCCCGGGGCGCGCUCGGCGGCCCCCUCGCCAGCUCUCCAGAGGCGCACGCGUUUGGCUAACCCCCGCCCCCCAAAUCCUAGGUAGGUGCAACGGCGAAAGAGCAAAUCUGCAAAACAGUCCGCGGGUUGGCGUUGCAAAUGGCUAAAAAUCCCAGGCCGUCAUUGUAUCAUUCUAUAAAUGUCUAGGAAGGCGCAACAUCCUGGAGGAAAAGGGAAGAAGCAGCUCUCGAAACAGCGCUCCGCCUCCCGACCAGCUUCCUUGCAAACUGCUAGGAUUAACUCCGCAGAUGCUAAAAUUCUAAGUAGGCGGUAAAAAGAAAGAAAGAAAGAGAACCAGCAACUCCUCCUUCCAGGUUGCCUUGCAAACUAUAAAAGUGGUGGUGAGAAAGCUCUACUCCGGUGUAGCCAGCCCACAGGAUCCGGCCUUCUUUGCCCCCCAGUCCCACGUGGAAUCAUUGCCCUGGCUAGAAGGUCCCAAGUCUGUUCCCUAGGGAACGCUUUUCUCAGAGAUAAACUGAAAAAGCACUUCUCAGGGUUGUACAGGCCUAGUGGACUUGCCUAAAGAAACAGGUUUUUAGCAGGUGCUGAAAGGAGUUCAGAGAAGGCAGCGAUGUUGUGUUCAUCAGCUGCACAGUGUCAAUAGGCCCUGCCAAAGUGUAUGUUGCUGCCACACUAAAAGAUUGGUUUCUUGCAAAUGCAGAUCGGCUGUUCUGUGGCACCGCGUAACAGUGCUAGGUCUGCAGUUUGAAGCUGUCAAGGGUGUAAACUGGCUCCACGUCACUAAGGGCGUUAUAUACUAAUAGUCAGUGUUAGAAACUCAGAUAUAUAAUAACCUAGGCGCCAAAUGGCUCCCAAAACCAGGGUUACAGUCAUCAAAACAGAAUACCUCAUUGCCAUUUUUGAGCAAAAAGGCUUGAUAGUUGUAUUUUUCAAUACGACUUUUUGCUUCCGGAAAUUCGUUCUGAUUGUGUAGAUAAAAUAUCACCAGUAGAAUUCUAGAAGAUGUGUUGCUAGUGUGUGAAAAUAGUCAAGAUCCAAGGAUCCGCAGGUUUGCACCUCCACAUGGUGAUGAUGUAAUUAUUUAUUUAUUUAUUUUAUUUAUACCCCGCCCAUCUGGCUGGGUUUCCCCAGUCACUCUGGGCAGCUCCCGACAGAAUAUUAAAAACACGAUAAAGCAUCAAACAUUAAAAACUUCCCUAAACAGGGCUGCCUUCAGAUGUCUUCUAAAAGUCAGAUAGUUGUUUAUUUCCUUGACAUCCGAAAGGAGGGCAUUUCACAGGGCGGGCGCCACCACCGAGAAGGCCCUCUGCCUGGUUCCCUGUAACUUCGCUUCUUGCAAGGAGGCAACCACCAGAAGGGCCUUGGAGCUGGACCUCAGUGUCUGGGCUGGACAAUGAAGGUGGAGACGGUCCCUCAGGUAUUCUGGGCCAAGGCUGUUUAGGGCUUUAAAGGUCAGCACCAACACUUUGAAUUGUGCUCGGAAAUGUACUGGGAGUCAAUGUAGGUCUUUCAAGACCGGUGUUAUGUGGUCUCUGCGGCCGCUCCCAGUCCCCAGUCUAGCUGCCGCAUUCUGGAUUAAUUGCAGUUUCCGGGUCACCUUGAAAGGUAGCCCCACGUAGAGCACAUUGCAGUAGUCCAAGCAGGAGAUAACCAGAGCAUGCACCACCAGAGCUGGACCUCCGUGUCCUGACUGGACAAUGGGGGUGGAGACGCUCCUUCAGGUAUACUGGGCCAAGGCCAUUUUGGGCUUUAAAGGUCAGCACCAACACUCUGAAUGUCAGGCACCAUCCUGGCACCUGGGCAUCGCAUUUUGCACCUGGCUGAUUUCAAAUGCUGCUAAUAGUAGCCACUUGAACCUGGACCGGUAGGAAGUCAGCAACCAUUGCUGAUCUUUGAGCAGAAGUAUUAAAUGCUCAUGGGGUUUCACUCCUGCCAGCAAUCUUGCUGCAGCAUUUUACACUAUCUGCGGCUUCUGGGCCAAGCUCAAGGGAAGCCCCAUGUUGUAGGGGUCAGAUGGGAUUACCAUGAGGAAUUAUAAAAUAUACAUCAAGCCAUCGUGUCCAUGAUGAAGACAUUGUGUUGACUGGGUUUGAUAUAUUGACGAUAAUUUCUGAUUAAAUCCCAUAAGAUUCUACAUUCAUGCCCUUUUCAUGCCCUUUUGACUCUACUGCCCAUUCCUCUCUUCCCCACAUGUCACGUACACAGCGUACACAGCAGUUGCUUCGCCAGGCAGGCUUCCUGGGCCAUAAAGAUAGUAGGCAAUUUUUUUGAUGUAGUUUUCUUAUAUAUAAUCUUAAAAUGUUAAUCUUGGAGCCAGGAAACAGAUCUCACAUGAAGGUGGUAGUGAUCUGGUCCGCCUGGCCAUCCUUCUUAUCAUGUGUACUGAUUGUUUAUGACCUCCGGGGUUGCUGUAUUCGCUCCUUUGUAGUAUUCAUUCAUUUACCCCAAAAGUAUGCAUGGAUAACUAGUGUUUAUAGUUUAACUUCGUCCCCACUUGAGGUUUGUUUGAAUGCUCAGAAGAAAUCUGAUUGGUUCUUACGAACACUCUGUAAAAAGCUUUUUUGUGAAUAAAAACGGCCUGGGCCAGGGGCUGCACAUCGGACAGGCACAGAGAGACACGAUUAUACACACCCUUCCCAGAGUCUUGCUGGUUCAAGUCUCUGUGUAUUCUUAUUAAUCAGAGUUCAAUCCUUCCUUUACUUUGUGAACGCAACAUCAUGUCAGGUGUGCAGCCGCUGUUUGUUCCCUGCCGGUUGUGAGGUCCAAGCAAAAUAACGUUCCCUUGUGGGUUUUGUUUUUGCCAGUUGA